AUGGCGAGCGAGACGACGACCACGCAGGCAGACUUGCACCCCUUGGAACUAAUCAUUUUUGAUCGACUUGAUCGACUUGAAUAUGAGCAGUCCCCGUCAUCUCGGCGCCUCAGCUUGCAACAGGCAAUGGUGAUAUUACAGGUUCUUGCUGUCACUCUUACCGCCAGUGUAGUCAAUGGUUUGGUAAUCGUCGGUUUACCGACUAUCACUAGGGAUCUCCAGCUUCGGCCAUCGCUUGCCUUUUGGCCAUCGUCGGCGAGUAGCCUAGCUACCGCAUCAACACUUCUAUUGGCUGGAUCAAUGGCUGAUGCAGUCGGUCCAAGAUGCAUUGAGCUUGUCGGGGCUUUCUUGAGCGGAAGCUUAAUCAUCGGCCAAGGACUAUGCCAAUACGGGGAACAAUUUGUCUUAAUGAGGGCCUUCCAGGGUCUUGGCCUCGCGCUUCAUCUGGCUUCAUCGAUUUCUAUUAUCACGCAGCUAAUGCCGCAAGGCAAAGACCGCAACCUUGUCUUCUCUGCCAUGGGCAUCAGCCAGCCUCUUGGAUUCUCGAUUGGACUAUUUGUGGGUGGUAUUUUGGUCGACACUAUUGGCUGGCGAUCGGGGUGGUAUAUCGCUGGGGGGACAACGCUCUUUUUUGCCGUUAUCGGUCUGCUAGCUUUGCCGAAAAACAAAGACCAUCAAUAUGCAGAUCCGAUCAAUAAUAUUCGGACAAAUAUUGACUGGGUUGGCGCUUGUCUGGCUUCUGCUUUCAUGGCUCUGCUCUGCUAUUUCCUUGCCAUUUUGAGCGCCAAUCCCUCUAGUAUUACGUCUACUGAGAGCAUCGUCAUACUAUGCCUUGCUGCUAUUGCUCUUCCUUCCUUCCUUCUGUGGAUGGAGUACCAGGUCAAACGGAAUAGGCCAGCGCUAAUUCCCAAUUCAUUUUGGAUAAACGUAUCAUUUUCGAGCAUCUGCACUACUAUUGCUCUCUCAAACGCUGUACUCAACUCUAUGGAGCUUUUCACUGGGCUGUUUUUCCAGGAAGUCCAGCACCUAUCCGCUUUCCAGACAUCGCUUCGCAUUCUACCAAGUCUUGUAGUGGGCGUAUUAGUGAAUCUCCUUGUCGGAUUCUCGGUGCACAAAGCCCCUGCUGUCUGGAUUGCGACGAUCACAUCUUUUCUCUGCGCAGGGUCACCCUUAUUGAUGGCCGUUAUCCAACCGUCAUGGCCAUAUUGGGCCAACGCUUUUGUAGCUCAGCUAUUGCAGCCAAUCAGCGUAGAUGCCCUCUUCACUAUUGGUCUGAUCUUCAUCACAGAUGCUUUUCCUGACAAUACUCAAGCUCUGGCUGGUGCAGUAUUCAAUACUUCGGCGCAGUUCGGUACCGCCCUUGGACUUGCUGUUAUGCAGGUUACCUCGACCAUUACCACGAACAAAUCCCAGAAGCUGGAAACGCAGGCGCUCAUGGAAGGCUACCGGGCGAGCUUCUGGACCAUGUUUGGAUUCAUGCUUCUCUGCACGGUCGUCUCCUUCCUCGGAUUAAGAAAUGCCGGUAAAGUGGGACUUAAACGGGAUUGA
This is a messenger RNA of Penicillium canescens, 1548 nucleotides long. Its product is annotated as putative MFS transporter. The transcript is spliced from 3 exons. NCBI's taxonomy places the organism in Eukaryota, Fungi, Ascomycota, Eurotiomycetes, Eurotiales, Aspergillaceae. Gene Ontology annotation, cellular component: membrane. The coding region runs from base 1 to 1548 and encodes 515 amino acids. Gene Ontology annotation, molecular function: transmembrane transporter activity. Gene Ontology annotation, biological process: transmembrane transport. The record is from RefSeq and is a predicted model, not a curated record.